Messenger RNA from Cajanus cajan (pigeon pea), 932 nucleotides. Its product is annotated as small ribosomal subunit protein uS4y. Lineage: Eukaryota; Viridiplantae; Streptophyta; Magnoliopsida; Fabales; Fabaceae. Gene Ontology annotation, biological process: ribosomal small subunit biogenesis; translation. Gene Ontology annotation, molecular function: structural constituent of ribosome; rRNA binding. The record is from RefSeq and is a predicted model, not a curated record. Gene Ontology annotation, cellular component: cytosolic small ribosomal subunit.
CAAAGAAUUAGGGUUUUACACAUUUAAAAAGGCGAAACAAAACGAAGCAGAAGAUCCACUCAGAGGUAGGGCGCGAGAGCGGAGCGGAGGAGAAGGAGAAAGCGGCACCACCGCCGUAGAAGAAGACAAGAGCCAUGGUCCACGUGUCCUUCUACAGAAACUAUGGGAAAACAUUCAAGAAGCCUCGUCGUCCGUACGAGAAGGAGCGUCUUGACGCGGAGCUGAAGCUUGUCGGAGAGUACGGGCUCCGGUGCAAGCGAGAGCUGUGGAGGGUACAGUACGCCCUCAGCCGCAUCCGCAACAACGCCAGGAACCUUCUGACACUCGACGAGAAGAACCCUCGCAGGAUCUUCGAGGGCGAGGCUCUGCUUCGCAGGAUGUUCCGCUACGGUCUCCUCGACGAGACCCAGAACAAGCUCGAUUACGUUCUCGCUCUCACCGUCGAGAACUUCCUCGAGCGCCGCCUCCAAACCCUUGUUUUCAAGUCCGGCAUGGCCAAGUCCAUUCACCACGCUAGGGUUCUCAUCAGGCAGAGGCAUAUCAGGGUUGGUAGGCAAGUGGUGAACAUUCCAUCUUUCAUGGUGAGGGUUGACUCUCAGAAGCACAUUGACUUCUCGCUUACUAGUCCUCUUGGUGGUGGACGCCCCGGAAGAGUGAAGAGAAAGAACCAAAGGGCUGCUGCUAAGAAGGCUGCCGGUGGUGAUGGGGAUGAGGAAGAUGAGGAUUAGACUGUUAAUUUUGUCUUUCUCUAGUGGUAUUAGACCUUGUGCCACCUUUUACCUUGCUUCCCUAGUUUAUGCUUAUUGAUUGUUAUACUUUUUCCGUUCUUGGUUCCUUGUUUGAGAAUAUAAUUUGCGUGAUAUAUUAUGUUUUUUGAACUUAAAUAUUUUAAAGUAUCAAGAUUUUCCCUUAAUAACUUUGGUGGUGAUUGA